AUGACACAACCAAUGGUACAAGAUUUAAGUAAUGUUGCAGAGGCUGCCAUUACAACCAACAGAGAAGUUGCCAAGAAAAAUUUAAAUGAAGCCAUUGAUAAUCUAUUGGUUGCAGAGAAACAAUGUAGACAAGUAGAAGAUGCAACAUCAACAUCAAAGAUCGCUGUUGAAAUCAUUAAAUUAUGUUAUGAAGCAAAGAAAUUGGAUUUGGUCAAUGAGAAAUUGGUUUUACUUUCAAAGAGAAGAGGUCAAUCAAGAGCUGCAAUUAGAGCAAUCGUACAAGAAGCAAUGAUAUAUGUAGAUGAAAUUAAAGAUAUGAAAUUGAAAUUGGAAUUGAUUGAUACACUUAGAACUAUCACUGAUGGAAAGAUUUUUGUUGAAAAUGAACGUGCAAGAUUGACUAGAACAUUGUCAAAGAUCAAAGAGGAUGAAGGUAAUAUUUCGGAUGCUGCCAAGAUUUUGCAGGAUCUCCAGGUUGAGACAUACGGUUCGAUGGAGAAGCGUGAGAAGAUUCAGUUCUUCAUUGAGCAGAUGCGACUCUGUAUGAACAACAAGGACUUUAUUCGUGCACAACUCAUUGCCAAUAAGGUCAAUAGAAAGACGUUGGCCGAGGAUGAAUCACACGACUUGAAGGUCGAGUUCUACAAGCAGUUGAUCCGUUACUACACCAACGACGCCAACUACCUGGAGAUCACACGUUGCUACCUCCAGAUCUACGACACCCCCUACAUCCAGAAGGACCUCGAGCAAAUGAACGCCGCACUCAAGCUGGCCUGUAUCAACAUCGUGCUCACCCCAAUGGGAAGCGAACAGAGCGAUCUCCUCAAUCGUAUACUCGACUACAAACCACUCAACAACUUGGCGGUCUACAAGGAUCUGCUCACCCGUUUCAAAACGAUCGAACUCAUCAGAUGGACCAGCUUUGUCGAGGUGUUCAAGACCGAGUUGAACACACAGUCCAUCUUCUCGGGCGAGAAGAACUGCUGGAACGACUUGCGUAGUCGUGUCGUCGAGCACAACAUCCGUGUAGUCUCCACCUACUACAAGAGAAUCUCUACCAAGAGACUUGCUGAACUUUUAGAUUUAACUUUAGACGAAUCUGAGAAAUUCAUUUCAGAUUUAGUUUCAAAUAAAACUAUUUUCGCAAGAAUCGACAGACCUGCUGGAAUUGCAACUUUUGUCGCUCCAAAAGAUUCCAGUACAGUUUUGAAUGGAUGGGCUGCCGAUAUCUCCUCACUUUUAGAUUUAGUUGAAAAGACCAACCAUUUGAUUCAAAGAGAGUUUAUGAUUCACAAAGUUAUUUAA
Heterostelium album PN500 is the source of this 1305-nucleotide messenger RNA. RefSeq names its product 26S proteasome non-ATPase regulatory subunit 12 (gene psmD12). Gene Ontology annotation, cellular component: nuclear proteasome complex; cytoplasm; proteasome regulatory particle, lid subcomplex. The record is from RefSeq and is a predicted model, not a curated record. The transcript has 5 exons. Lineage: Eukaryota; Evosea; Eumycetozoa; Acytosteliales; Acytosteliaceae. Bases 1 to 1305 code for a protein of 434 amino acids.